UUCUUGAUGUUUAUUUUCAUAUCAAAUUAACCGUCUUUUUUAUUCAUAAUUUCUUUGUCUUAAUUAAUUUAUAAUAACACUAUCACCAUGAUAAUUGUCGUGAAAGUGAACUGGUUAAUUGACUUUUGAAUCGUUGGCCUUUGUUUUCAAUAAUUGAAAGUGAACUUCCCUUUGGUGUGAGUUCAUCAAAAAUUAUUUUGGCAAAAGGAAAUCUUGCCAAACCAUGAAGGAGAUGGUGGGUGGAUGUUGUGUCUGUAGUGAUGAACGAGGAUGGACCGAGAAUCCUUUGGUCUAUUGUGAUGGUAAUCAAUGUAGUGUCGCUGUUCACCAAGCUUGUUAUGGAAUUGUUCAGGUGCCCACUGGCCCCUGGUUUUGUCGUAAAUGUGAGAGUCAAGAGAGACAGGCUCGAGUACGAUGUGAACUUUGCCCAUCCAAAGAUGGUGCUCUUAAAAGGACAGAUACCGGUGGAUGGGCUCAUGUCGUGUGUUCCCUUUAUAUCCCAGAAGUCCGAUUUGGUAAUGUGUCAACCAUGGAACCGAUUAUUUUGGCCUUAGUGCCCCCUGACAGGUUCCAUAAGACAUGUUACAUUUGCGAGGAACAAGGAAAGGAGAGUAAAGCUUCAAUAGGAGCUUGUAUGCAGUGCAAUAAACCUGGAUGUAAACACCAUUUUCAUGUAACAUGUGCCCAAGCCGCUGGUCUCUUAUGUGAAGAGGCUGGAAAUUUUAACGACAAUGUCAAAUACUGUGGAUAUUGUGCUUAUCAUUAUCAAAAAUUGAAAAAAGAUGGUUCAAAUAUUAAACCCAUUCCUGCAUUUAAGCCAGUUCCAGUUACUGAAUCAACUCCUGAGACUAGUCCUGAUAAAAAGAUUGCAGGUCAAUCGGGAAUAUCAUCAUUAAAACCAACAUCACCCAGUGAAGUAUCCAAACCACCAAAAAAGAAAGUGUCCAAGCCUCUUGGUUCAAAUUUAUCUACCUCUUUGGUUGCUGGUUCUUCAACUAUCAACAAUUUACCAAGCAAUAAUCCGGGAUCAUCUAAUAGUCUAGGUAAACCUAACCUCACUAUUAAUCCUGAAAUUUUAAAAUCGAGACACGAAUCUUAUGGGUUAACUGAUAAUGCUGUUGGUCCUACUUUUCCAGGCUCUCGUUCAAGCACAGGAGGAGGAGGAGGUGGAGAUCAUGGUUCAGAUAAUAAAUCUAAUAAAAAUGAAAGGAAAAAAAAGAAAUCUUCCCAAUAUGUAAUCUCAUCAGCAUCUCAAUCACCGGCAGGCCAAUCCAACUCUCCUAAUCCCGUUAUUAACAAUCAUCCAAAGGAAUCACUAGCUAAUCACUCAUCUUCUCAAGCUUCAUCUCCUAAUCCAACCCCUAGUUUCACAGCAAUGUACGGAAGUCUUACAGCCAAAGAACCCUCAACAUCAUCUUCAGGUGAAAAGAAAGAGAAAUCUAAACGUGAAAUUGAAGAUGAUUCAUCAACAGAAACAGAAGACGAUGAAGAAGAUAAACCGCCGAUUCCAAAAAAGAUGAGAAACUCAACGGCAGCUGAGAAAAAGAUGAAAAAACCACUCGCUAUUCCAAAAUGCAAUAAAACACCCAAAGUAACCCAAAAGGAUGCAAUUAGCGCCAAGAAAACAAAGAGAAAGAAAGACGAUAUUCUCAAAGAGAUUAAUACAGAUACUGAACCGGAUCGAAGUGCAACCGAAAAGCCUUCAAAUGUUGCAAAAGCAAUAACAGAAACUCAAACCAGUUCAAAAAUUACACCUCCUUCAAGUGAGGUAUCACCUGCCACUGUUACAUCCUCAGCACCCAAUGGCCAUGCCUCUCAAACCACUCCGCUUACAAGAUCUCCCAUAACCAGUGUUGUGAAAGAUUUUGCAUUACCAGCACCUCCAACCAAACCUAAGCAAAUUAAUGUGCUCAAAGAACCUUUACCUGAUGGACCUCAAACUUUAGAACAAUUAUUAGAACGUCAAUGGGCUUCAGGAGCACAAAUGAUUAUGGAACAAUCUCAACAUUUUGAUGUCGCUUCUCUUUUAUCAUGUUUACAUCAAUUACGAAGUGAAAAUGAGAGACUUGAAGAGAAAGUUCGUCACCUUGUUGCCCGUCGAGAUCAUUUGAUUGCGGUUAACUCAAGAUUAUCUCUUCCACUUAAUGGAUCUCUUAAUCCACCACUCACUUCAAUUGGUGGUUUUUCCAACCACAGUUCAGCCAUUUCUCAAAAUGGAUCAGGAAAUUCAGUUUCAAGUUCGCCUUUAAGUUUCCCAUCAAGCAAUUCAGGAGCCAAUCCCUCACCUCUCUAUGAUAAUAAUAAAAGUCCUCGUACAAGUCCAGCAUCGAAUUUACCUAAUGGAUCAUCAGCUCGUGCACCAAACCAUAUUUCAACCAAUGGUGAAGUUACUGGUUCAUUACCACAGAAUUAUAACAAUUUGCCUCCACAAUUUAACAUGACGGAUCCUCCGACGGAAAGUCCUUUUUAUCAGAUGAUGAAUGCCGCUCAACAGCAGAAUACCCCAAAUUUCCAACACCCUCUAUUCAGAGGUCCAGAUAAAAGAUAACUAAUUCUCACAAAUGGUACAAAUUCUGAAAAAAACCUCAUCUUACCUCUAAUUUCAUUAUUAAUAUCAUCAAAAUAACAAACAAAAUCCACCUAAAUGUCUUUAAUUCAUCCAUAAACAUGCUCACCUUUUCAUCUUUGUUGCCAACAAUUUGACUUAAGAUUAGGUAACAUUGACUAUUUAUUGACCAUCCUUCAUUCAUUGACCAAAACUCUAAUUCCAGAUAGUUCCUAUUUUAUAUAUAGAGUAUAAAAGACUACAAUUUAUGCAUAAACUUAUCUCUCUCUCCCUCUCUCAACAUGUUAACAAUUUAUCUUUAAGAUAAUUUUCCCGGUUUAAAUCUCAUUUCUUUUCUCACAUCAACACUUAACAGCAACAAUCAUGACAAUCUCUCCUAAUUUUAUCAUCCAUUUCCCCUUGUACCGAUAAAAUGAUAUUCUGUUUGUAUCUUCGGUGACUGUGAGCAAUUGGACCUGUUGAUGCAUUAGACUUGCGACUCAUUGGACAAUAAUAAGGACUAAUAUCGUUACAGUUACAUCAUAUACACAUGACCAUUUAUUUGAGGAAAAUACAACUGAAAGCGAAGCAUAAGCGAAAAAGCCAGAAAGCCGAUUCGUUAGGAACCACAAUUCUGAACAACGAUACCCAACCGAUAGGAAUUUCAUUUCAUAUACGAUUGAAAUAUAAAAAGUUAUUUCGCUGAUUGAAAUGAUGUCCCGAUUCAAUUAAUUUCGAAGUCAUUUUAUAUCUCUCUUUCCCUCUUGAUUCUUGUAAAAUCCCACCAACAAUUAACUUAUUCAAUCAUCGAGAUUAUGUUAUAUGCGAAAACGAAUUGAGUCAAAAUCGUAAACACAUUUGUGCUUCCCAAAGACAAAAACGAUUAACAGAAAUUAAGGAAAAAAAUCACAAUUAACCAAAGUUUGUUUCUAAAUCAUCUUCAUUAUUGUAAGAAAACCAUCUCUCUCUAUUUCUCUCUCAGAUCCCUUACUCUCACUCACGAAUGUAAUUUAUUAAUAUUAAUCAAUCAGUAAGGUAUUGAUCAUUUUCAACGACAAUUAAUAUAAAAUCGUUUUGAAUUAUGAUUUAACGCGAGAUUGAAAGUUCCGUUACUUUAAUUGCAAUUUUAAUUUCUAUCUCCUUGCAACAAUUAACAUAAAAUACCUCAUGAGAGAAAUACUAUUGUAUCAACAUGAAUCAACUCCUUUGAUUAUUAAUUAUGUUUAAUUAAUUUUCAAAUCUAUUCCAUUUAUUCAGUUGAGACCAAAUUUUAUCAUGAAAAAAAAUGUAAUUUAAUUCAAGUUUUAAACGAUUUUAAGGAAAAAUAAGAUUGUUAAAUAAAAUUUGCUUAUAAUAUCAAA
Panonychus citri (citrus red mite) is the source of this 3906-nucleotide messenger RNA. Its product is annotated as protein AF-10-like. The record is from RefSeq and is a predicted model, not a curated record. The transcript has 7 exons. Gene Ontology annotation, biological process: regulation of transcription by RNA polymerase II. Gene Ontology annotation, molecular function: nucleosome binding; histone binding. Bases 224 to 2548 code for a protein of 774 amino acids. Gene Ontology annotation, cellular component: nucleus. NCBI's taxonomy places the organism in Eukaryota, Metazoa, Arthropoda, Arachnida, Trombidiformes, Tetranychidae.